Molecule: messenger RNA, 1308 nt
Organism: Trichomonas vaginalis G3
Lineage: Eukaryota; Parabasalia; Trichomonadida; Trichomonadidae
Product: coronin family
Exons: 1
Coding region: 1-1308 (435 amino acids)
Biological process (GO): actin filament organization
Molecular function (GO): actin filament binding
Source: RefSeq, a predicted model, not a curated record
AUGGCAUCCCCAUACCGUCAUGUCUACGCAGAAAUUGCGAAGGUAGAGAAAUCAUACCAAGAGGUCAACAUCUCUACAACAUCUGUUGAUACAAACCUUCUUGCUGCCAACUAUCGCUAUGUUGCAUACCCAGUUGAAACAUCUGGUGGUGGUCUUUUUGCAGUUCUUCCAGCUAAUGGCUACGGCAAAGUUGGAACAACAAAUUCACUAUUCCGUGGUCACACAGGCGGUGUUCUUGAUGUUGACUUCAACCCAUUCAAUGAUAACAUCAUUGCCUCAGCAGCAGAAGAUGCUACUCUUCGUGUCUGGCAAAUCAAGUUUAAUGGCACUGAUGUCGAAGAGCAGAAUGAAUCUCUCGCUGUUAUGAAGGGUCACUCCCGUCGUGUUCAACGUGUUACAUGGAACCCAGCAGUUAAUAAUUGCAUUGCUACAUUCGGUGCUGAAAAGAAUGUCAAGGUUUGGGAUGUUUCCAAGGCUUCCUGCGUUUUCACUUUCAAGGCUGGAAAGGAUGAUCUCCUUGAUAUCAACUGGAACCAGAACGGUAACCUCCUUGUUUACCCAAUGAAGGACAAGAAGCUCCACGUCCUCGAUAUUCGUGCCAACGCUGAGACAUUUGCUGUCAACUCUCAUCCAGGCCUCCGUGGUGGUCGUGCUGUAUUCUACGACAAGCUUAACAUGGUCGCUACAACAGGCUUCUCAUCCUCCUCUGGCAGACGAAUCGCAAUUCGCGAUAUCCGUAAUCCAGAGAAUCCACUCGCCCAAAUCGAUGUCGAUUCUAACAACGGUAUCCUCGCUCCAUUUAUUGAUGAAGAUACAGGCGUUCUUGCUUGCUUCUCACGUGGUGAUGCACUUAUCCGCUUCUACGAAUUACAAUCAGCAGAAAAUCCACUUGUUACAUGCAAUGCUUUCGCUUGCAAGGAAGCUGUCCGUGCAUUUGCUCGUGCUCCGAAGUACUGCGUCGAUACAAACGUUUGCGAAAUCGACAGAUUUUACAUCAUCAACCAGGCUAAGCAACUCCAGACAACACAGGUCAUUGUACCACGUAAGAAUGCUGAGAUCUUCCAGGAGGAUAUCUAUCCAGAAACAAACGCACCAGUUCCAGGCAUCGAAUUCGACGCAUGGAAGGCUGGAGGUGAGCCAAAGUUCCAGAAGAUCUCUCUCGAGAACGGAUACACCCCAGCUGAUGGCGCUGCUUUCUCUGUCGAAGCUCAAGCCGAGGAAACUGUCGAAUCUCUCAAGGAAGAGAACGAGAAGCUCCGCACAAGAAUUGCUCAGCUUGAGGAGGAACUCCGCCAACUCAAGCAUUAA